Molecule: messenger RNA, 6395 nt
Organism: Pectinophora gossypiella (pink bollworm)
Lineage: Eukaryota; Metazoa; Arthropoda; Insecta; Lepidoptera; Gelechiidae
Gene: hwt
Exons: 8
Coding region: 336-3896 (1186 amino acids)
Molecular function (GO): phosphotyrosine residue binding
Source: RefSeq, a predicted model, not a curated record
UAUUAAUAAACGCCCUUGGUCAUCUGAAUCACCGGCGUCCGAACUCAAAUAUCGAAGGAUUCAUUGAGCAGUGCUACGGAAACAAUGACAGAACGGCUGAUCACCCAGUGGUUCAUUAGUGAAUAGUUUUUAUCAGUGCUAUCUACGGACAUUUUUAUCGGGCUGCAAAAAGCUCGGUCCAUUGUGUUCAACCUAAUUGGAUUUGAUUUAUGUGUUUAUACAAAAACUUGUUAGACUAGAUGCGUACGGUGUGACAAUGAUGCGCGAGUCGCGAAACGUUCGAAUUCUUGUGAAUGGAAGAGGAAUAAUUAUGGGAUGACAGUAAAUAAAGAUUCAUGGAAAAGGUUUGGCGUCGAGUAGGUCUCCAUUCCUCUCGGAAGAAGAGGGAUGGAAGCGGGACUAGUAGAGAAGUGGUGACAGCAACCGCGCCCCCACAGGAAGCUGAAUAUCAGAAUAUCCAUACCUUGCGAACAGCUGACUUGAUAAGGCAACGUCAGGGGGAAGAGAAGUCGACUUUGCGUUCGUCGUACAUCAUACGGAACGGGGAUAACUUUAUUUUGGUUGAGCGGAGGAGGAGACGACGUCGUAGGAGUGGUACCAGGGCUUCAUCAGGAAGUAGGCAUCACACGCCGCCAGUGGAAGAGACUGCGCGUACUGAGCAGAAGCGCCGACCACCUGCUCGUCUGAAGAUCUUCGGCAUUCAAUGGCCACUGCACUCUAGCGAUUCAAGGCACACAUCAAUCACCCGUCGUUUCUGCCGCGGGCGUCGUUCGCGCGAAGAUAACGAGCUCUACCGCUCCAACAGCUUCAAGUUUGAGAGGUUCACCAGGGAGCCGCCAGCGGACGAGUUCGCUUCUGGGUCUCAGGCGGCACUCUGCGCAGACUACAGCGUUCCGGUAGACUGCGUGCAGGCAGGACCAGCACCACGUCCUAGCUCCUUUCAUGAAAUCUCUGCACCUAAAGUUGAGUUCAUAGAGGCAUACUGCACACCUCGUGACACAGCUCGCCGGUCCAGAGAACCUCGUCGUUCACCUGAAAGCACCAGAUGGCGAUACGACACCCGCCGUAGCAACUACGACUUUGACUCAUGUCGGCGUCCGUACGACUACGACUCUAGACGAUUUUACGUCGGCGAAUACGACGCAGAUUCUGGUAGAAGACCAGAGUUUGACGCAGAGUCGGCUAGGCGACGAGCAGAUUACGAGUCGGCGAGAAGGACAGAUUUCGAUUUAUCAGCUCCAAGUGUAUCAAGACGCAGUCCUGAGAGUGCUCCUGAGGCAUCAGCAGAAUCGCCUCCUGAACCGGCACCGUCUGCGCCUUUAAGACACGAAAGGACUUCUCGUCAUCGAUCUCAACCAUAUUACGAAUCUGAAACAUCAGAAGAAGAAAGAUCGUCAUCAACAUCGACUGAAGACGAAGAAGAGGACGAGUUUGGUGAAUUUGAUCCGUUCGCCACAGCCCCUUCACUGCAUUCUCCCGACAGCGGUCGCUCAGACCCUCGAUACGCCAACGCGCCGCGUAGGAACCCCAGUCCCUAUUACUACGGCGACUUGUUCAAAAAUCCUCAAUCGCAGCCAACUCCAACCGCCCCGACGGCUUCCACAACAUCCUCUUCUCGUGGCCCUCGGUACAGGAAGUCCGCUAGUCUCGACGCUCCGCACGUUGCUCCACGACCGAAUCUGCCAAAACGUUUCUCAGUUGCUGAAGAUGGCUUCCGUGAGCUAGAACGGUCGUCAUCGUCGUCAGGUGAGAGCGCGUGGAUGCCGCCAAGGCGUCGCGGGCGCGACGCGGCCGGCUGUGCGUGCGCCGCGCCCGAAGAUGUAGAAGAGCAUCGUUCUUCUCGUAGCGUCUUUUACGUGCCGGCGCCGUUGCCCCGCUGGCCGCAAGAGAUGACCACCCGACAGAUCUAUGAAACAGCAUUCGACUGCAAAAUUGCACGAUCUGACGAUGAUUUGGAUGAUUUUGAUCGCGUCAGCAACCAUCCGGCUCUCUUGCAAGCUAAGGAGCGAAAAGUUAUUUCAUCGGCGUCAUCUGCUUUUGAGGCUGUUGAGCGAAGUGAACCCGAUUACAAGGGUCGUCGCAAAGUGACUAUGAAAACUGACAGCGUCCGGAGGUCAAAGAUUCCAACCAUUCGACAAAAGAGGGAAAAUGAAACCAAUCCAUCGACUUUGUCAGAGGAGCUAGAGAAAGUUCAUAUUGAAGACGAAGAUCGUACAGCUUCUACUUCACAGUUGCCAUUACGUGGUUAUACACCUUCGCCACCGUCUACUGCACCAUUGCCGACAAAAUUUCAACAGAAAGAUGGAUCAGCUAUGAACAGCAUCAAAAGUGCUCCAAAUCUACCACAAUCACAACCAGCACAUCCUCGCCUGAAGGAUCUUCGACUACCGGUAAAAUCUCUGCGAGCUCGUGAGACACCGACGAGUAGUGAUGCAAGUAUGGCUGAUGUUAAAGGCUCGGCUUCAACUGAACUCGACGUUGGACAACGACUGAGAGACUCGAGCCGCGAUUCUCGCGACGAUGAUGACGAAAGAGGGCAAUCAAAAGACGGUAUUUUUUUAGAGAUUAAGGGUCGACCCACUUCCGAUUCUGACACACCUGAAUUGAAUCGGUACACUGGGCCAAAGGGGGUCGGCCCUAUAAUGGAGUUUAAGGGUAGGCCCGGCGUGGCACGUCCACGUCGUAAGUUCUCAAGUACAGAAAGCAUGGCAACUAGCAGCAGUGGUGGAAGUAUGGAAUCUUUGAGAAGUAGCAAUAGCGAAGGAGACAGGAGUAGUAGUAGUUCAGAAAGUCGUCAUUCGUCUUCUCUUAGUUCACAUAGCUCAGAUUCUGGAAAUGUUCCAUUCACAAAAUCGCAUCACAUGCAGCUGUCGGGGUUUGGGCAUCACCCAGCUAAGCUACAUAUUUUGAGCCCCAUAUCCGACAAGUCAUCACAAGAGCCAGCUUCGGAAACCUCCGAUAAUAAUAAAAAUAAUAAUUCGCAAAAGGUUUCCCCUGAGGACGGUGAGACAGGGAAUACGACAAUACAAACUACAGUCGAAAUUGUUCCUAAACCUAAACGUCGUUCAUUACAAAAUCGGAAUCUUUUAAAUCUUACCUUCAGACAUUCUACUGCUGGUGACACAGAAAUCCAAGGUUCCGAUAGUGGCAUAUCUAUACAUUCACGUGAAGGUGUUGAUUCCCGAAAUGCAUUUAUUAACUUCAAGAACAGUAAUACGGAAGAGGAACGCAAAGAUGAAGACUUGGACCUUUCCGAUUUACCUUUUGACAUGCCCAAGUUGAGGAGACGACGUGCUGAAGCUGAAGCCGAUUUACGAUCCUUGCCAUUUGACAUGCCAAAACUUCGCCGUAAACUGCGAGGACAAUCCUUGCAGCUUAAUAAUGACUUCGGAGGAGCAAUUUCAAAUGCAUCCUCAAGCCAAAGCGUCCAGGACUUAAAUCAAGGAAACAAACACCGACCAAAAUUAACGUUGAACUUUGAGAGUGGUAGCGGCGGUUCCUCGGGUACCAAAGGGCUGCAUUUAAAUUUGGGACCGAUUGCUCCGCCCCGUGAUCUCAUCGACGCGUCUCUUCCACUUGACAGACAAGGGUGGUACCACGGGACUCUGUCUCGCGUUGAAGCUGAGGGUCUACUUAGGGAUGCAGAUGAAGGCGCCUUCCUAGUGAGGAACAGCGAAUCUGCUAAACACGACUACUCACUCAGUCUAAAAUCAACCCGUGGUUUCAUGCAUAUGAGAAUCUGCCGCGGUACAGAAGGAUAUACUUUGGGUGGUGCAGCGACAGCCUUCCCAACGGUUCCAGCGCUCAUGCGUCACUAUGUCACCGCCCAGAGGCUUCCAGUAAGAGGUGCUGAACACAUGGCUCUGUCCACACCUCUGCAAGCGGUUCUGCUAUGAAUACACCAUGGCUGACAUAUGGAAAAGUUCUUAAACCUGUGAAACAGGAGGCCUACUGAGGUCAGUUCUCAGAAGAUGUAAUGUAAAUAAGGAGCAAUCAGAACUUCAAGGACGGUUGAUAUGUUUUAGUUCCUUCUCGUUUUGAUUGCUGAUGAAAGCACAAUGGAAAAGCAGGAGUUAUUUAUUGUAUUUAGCUUAGUUCCAGUGAAUACCAAAGAGUUAGGAUACGCUUGGCAAUGAUUUUGCUAAGAAACGGGCUUGUUGUAAAUUUUUAUUACUAAUGCUCAGAUUAGGUGCACAGUUUGUGCAGUAAUGUUAAAUGCUAGUCCCAACGUCGCAGCCUACUGUAUUAUGUAUUACUAUUUAUUCGCAUGUAAUAUGGUAAUCAAUAUUUAUUUCACAAUAACUACUAACUGAUAUUUUAUGGUAAAUAAGUACUUUUAGCAAUGCUUUGGUAUCACUCUCAGAUUGUUUAUCACGAGAUCAAUGUGUCAUAGUGUAUGGAGAUACUGUAAUCAGUUUUAUAGCAAUCGUUUUGCGCAAAUCUUGAUAAAUGUACGACAGAAAUGAUAAUGUUUUGUUUUGAAGUAAGUCGUAUAGCGGCACUGGUUUAUGUAUUUUUAGAUUUUAGCUAUCUACGAAUAUAAUUAAUUAUCAAGGCCUAAUCAAUAGACCCAUUAUAUUAAGUCUCAUUACAACCAUUAGUUAUAUGCACAGCGAUGUCUGAAUCUGAAUCUGUAAAAUUCCUCACAAAAACAUGUAAACAUCAGUGAUUCAUCGCACCCAUUUUCAUAUUUUAAAGAUAUAAAAGCAAGGCAUGCUUGCGCAUUUUACAAUGAUGUUCAACAAGGUCAGAAACAUAUUAAAUUGCAAAUGGCGGAGUAUUUACAUAGCAAACAGUAGGUGUAUGUAUAAUUGUCAUUAAUAUGUGAAACUGCGUAGAUAGUGGGCCUUAAGUCGUACAAGACAAGGUUGAUUUUAAUCGAAAUUGUUAUAAAUACCACAGUGACUCAUCCAAUAGGUUGGGCAGUCACGAAAAUUGUAUCGAUUUUAGUACAAACUUGUACACGAACCAUGUCAUUUUCUCUGUUAGCCAGCUAUUUACUGCUACUAGACUAUUUUACUUAAGUAGCUGAACAUAGAAAUAAUGUAACGUACCUUUAAAUGAAGAAUUUUAAUUCUAACUACAUACAAAUCCGUUUUGAUAUCUUUGUAUGGCGUACAAUAGACUAGAUUCAAGAGAUAGAUUCCUUAAAAUUCUUAGCUGUAAGUCAACCCCAAUAUAUUGUGGCACGUAAACAUUAUAAUUAAGAUCAUAGAAGAAAAAUUGCACAUGUUAUGUAACGUACACAUGGACUUAUUUAUAUUUUUUGUUAUAGUAGAACUAAGUAGGAUAUGUGACGGUGAAUAUGGGGCCCUUUGAAUCUGUAACAAUAGGUAAUAGUUACUUAGAGAAACACUUCGGUUUUUUUCACGACACUGAUACAACGACCUUCAUUUGAGACCGGGUGAUCCAUAUUUUAUGGAUAAAGCAGCUAUUAUUAUACUGUUCUUCUGUGAUUUUAAGUUCGAUAAAAGCCAAAAAAAAGUUGUGUGUAGUUAAGUUCUUUAUAUUUAUGAUACUUAAUGCUUUAUUUCUGGCAUCCAGUACUAAUUGUUGGUAAACAACGCGAUCUCAAUGUAUCUUCCUCUGGAUGGUUCAGUUACCUUAGAUUUAAUUUAUAUUAAUUUGUACCUGAUUUUGAAAAUUAAUAACGUUGUUUGAGACUUAAAAUUACGUUUUAACAGAUUUAAUUUUGUUACAUGUAUAAUUUAGAUUCAUUAGGAUUAUAGUGUAAAUGGGUUGCGUUCGGAUUCUUCCCCGCAUUUUUUUAAGUUGAACAGAGAGGGAAUUAAAACAGAUAAUGAGAAUGUGCCAAGAGUGACUCAGCCUUGGAGGUCGUUGCGAAUAAUUAGGUAUUCGUAUUUUUAUUACGACACGAAUCGAGGAAUGUAUUUAAACGCAACCCAGUAGUGUCGUAUGGCAACGAGCGAAUUUCUAUGUAUGUGAGACAUUUAAUUGUAUGUAUUUUACUAAACCACCGCAAAGCAGCUUGAGCAAGCGUGCAACUAAUUUUAAAAUAGACUUUAAAUGUAUGGUUAUAUUAUUAAGCUCGGGGCGGGUAUACGAGUGAGACAAAAAGUAGGGUCCAGUUUGUGACAUGGUAAAGUACCCGAGAGGUCAUUAAGUAGGGAUAAUUCUGAAGAGUUUGUAAUGUUACAUUUGUCUCACUUGUAUAUAAAGUUCCAAUGUUUCGUAGUAGACGCAUAAUGGAAGGUAGGAUAAGAAUACAGAAAAAUUCCACAGUCGGAAAUUUUGGGAAAUGUGUCAAAUUUUUUCAAAAACGAUUAGGUCAGGGUGGGCGGUUAGAUAAAAAUUAUAGCUUAUCGUAGUUAUAAUCAAUUGUAAUUUUGAAGGUGUAGUUUGAAAUUGAUGAUGAAUAAAUUCCAUAAAAAAUA